This is a messenger RNA of Poecilia latipinna (sailfin molly), 3716 nucleotides long. It is a transcript of the gene arhgef33, whose product is annotated as Rho guanine nucleotide exchange factor (GEF) 33. The record is from RefSeq and is a predicted model, not a curated record. The transcript has 17 exons. Lineage: Eukaryota; Metazoa; Chordata; Actinopteri; Cyprinodontiformes; Poeciliidae. Bases 619 to 3099 code for a protein of 826 amino acids. Gene Ontology annotation, molecular function: guanyl-nucleotide exchange factor activity.
GUCAACAGCUGGUUUGCAUUUGCAUCAAUCUGCUGGUUCUGUUUUUCAUGACCUGUUCAGCUCCCCUCACUGUCCUGUGCAGGGCCCCAAUUGGCAUUGAACUUAGAGCUGGUGGACUUCAUUUCCUCCGUGGUUCAGCAGAAUAUGUUGGCGGAUCUUUGCCUUACAACCACAUCCAUCAUCCUUCCGACACAACAGCUUAAUCCAACCUUCAACUGGCACUUCUCAAGGCCACGGCAAUAACCUCUCGUCCUUUUUGUCCCACACACUUCUGUGUAAAUCAUCCUCAAUAACAACCAGUCACGCCUCCUUCCGUCUAAUGACAUAGCUACACAGUCUGCGAGUGCAUGAUGAACAAAUGUCUCCCUCUCCACUUCUGAUCUUCUUACCCUCUAUCCAUUCAGCUGGCCGAAGACAAGGAGCUUUUUGUACAGAACGGGGAAUCACAGGACUCACAUGCUUCAGUAAGGAGAAACUGAGAGAUCGCAGCAGAUGAUAGACUUCCUCAGAAGAGAAGAAGACUGGCGAGGAACGGGCUGGAGUCAGAUUUGGGGCUGGACGAGGUAACUCAGAACCGCGUGAACCGAGCUGGACUGGGCUCAGAAGGACUACCUGAAGAUGGAGAAUGACGGGACAGAAGCCAAGGAGAAGGUUGAGGAUCUGCCCGAAGAUACAACAGGAGGUGUGGAGGAAUGUCCCCAGGAGAUUUCACAGGUGCAGGGCCUGCUGGUGGAGCUGCGCGAGGGGCUCCGCGCGGCCGUGGCCGAGCUGGUCGAGCUGCGUCAGAGGGACCACGUUUUGGGGGAGAAGCUCCAAGCACAUCAGACUGAAGUGGAUGAUAAGAUAAUGGGCCUCAAGAACUCGCUCAACACAUUUAAGGAGGAGCUGAAUGUGGCGUUGUUCCACAUUAGAGAUAUGUCCAACAGACAAAGGGAGGCACAGAGGAGGAUGGAGCUGCUGCAGAUCGAAAGCAACAAAGAUAUAAUUCCCCUUCCACACAGGUCCAGCAGCAGGAAGAGUUCCAGGUCAGACGUGCUGGCAUCGUCCGGGGACGAGCACAUCUGCACACCCAGCCAAUCAGAGCUCAGUGUUUAUCAGACCUUUUUCCCGACUCCGCCUCAGGGCGAGUCUCCACAGAGGAGCAACACGUCUACACAAACCUCUACUUCUGACCAGGAGGCUCUGCAGCAGCAGCAGCAGCAGAAAUCUCCGUCAUGGGGAGAGAAGACAAACAACAGAGACCGGAUGGAAAUCUCCAACAAUCAGACUGAAAACAAUAAGCGACAACGGGCCGCGCUGGAGCUGCUGGAGUCAGAGAGAGUCUAUGUGUCCCAUCUGUCUCUGCUACUGAAGGCCAACAUCUCCUUCAAUGGAUCCGAAGCUCCAACUACGAAGGACAAACGUCCUUUCCCCAGCUCCUUAAGGUUUCUGAUCCAGCAGCACCUGGAGCUCCUUCACACUCUGCAGGAGCGCGUGCUCAGGUGCCAGUGGCAAGGCAUCAUGGGAGAUGUGUUCAUGAGGCUCACCAGCAAAGAGAGUGAUUUCCUGGACUUCUACGUCUCCUACCUGAAAGAGCUUCCAGAUUGUCUGUCCGUUGUCACCGUGCUGGCGUCCAGCUCCAUGAAGUCCGCUGCUUUUGUGGAUUGUGACGUUCUGGGGGAUGAAUCCAGACCUUCGCUUUACACCCUGCUCCUCCAGCCAGUCCAGAGGAUCCCAGAAUAUCUGCUGCUGUUACAGGGCCUGCUCAGACAGACAGAUGCAGAUCACCCAGACUACUACCUGCUGCUGGUCUGCGUCCAGCAGUUCAGGUCCUUCACUGCGCAGUACCACCACCUACUUCAGCACAACCAGGAGCUCCUGCUGCUCAACCGCAAGGAGGUGCAGAGCAGGUCCAACAUGAAGCAGCUGUUAAAGACGGUGGAGGGAGGGAUUCAAACUAACAACAUUGGUUCACCUUAUCCUGGCAGUAAUGCAAUGCUGGAGCAUGCUAACAUGGUGAAGCGUCGGAAGCAGUGUCUCCUGGAGCAAAUUCAGUCCCACCGCUUCCAGGAUUGGGAUCACAGUCAAGAUGCACAGAGUCACUGCUAUAACGCAGAGUGGCCAUCCCAGGUGCCGUUCUUCAGCCACAAUCUGGACUCCCGGAAUCCAAAACAAACGGGUCUUGGCAGUAUCCCAGAAAGCGAGAUGUCCGAGGGGUCACGUCAGCACAAUCAGGUGCCCACCAGGCCGGCUGAAUUUCGUCAGGUUCAGCCCGGCUCGGCUCUGGCUGAUGCCCUCGGGGAGUUCCUCCUUCCUCCCGACCCUCCAGGGAUGGAGAGUCUCUAUGACGAAGAUGGGGUCUCCCUUCAUGACACAUCUUUGUUCGACCACUGUUCAUCGGCGUCCUCGGACUCCUCUAUCGACAUCGCCUUUGUGAAGUGCCCCAAAGUCCCCCAGGGAUCCCAUCACGCGGUGGCAACCAAUGUGCCGACAAACCGAGAUGUCUUUGGCAACGGAGGAAGCCCAGGUAAUGGUUACAGCAAACUGCCCAACCGGGGUUGUGUGUCACCAGAUGAAGCUGUAAUGACAAGACGCAAUCUCCAUCGGCCACUUCAAGCCAGCCAGCGUAAGAGUAAGUCACUAAAUGGCCUGCAGAUGGAGAACACAGUGAGUGGUCUGGAUGUGGGACCACUUUCAGACCACCUCCAGAGAGUGGGACUGAGCAGCCACGCCAAGCUGGAGCGUCAGGGCAGUAAGGGCAGUAAAUGUUCCACCCCGUCGCAUAAAGUCCACAGUCCCCUGGGGAACACGGACAAACAGAGUCCAGAUCUGCACGGACUGCUCAACAUUCAGGACUCAGGCAUCCAGUCAUGGGCUGACGAAUCAAAAUGGAGGAGCACAACAGAGGAAAAUAAUCACACCCCCUUCAGCGAGAGGAGUCGCAAGGACAAGGGAGGCUUCAGGAGCUCGUUCAAGAAACUCUUCAAAAAGAAGACUGCUGAUGAGAAGAAGGAGAAGGGAGGAGAAAAGACACCAGAAAAUCAAAACAGUGAACAUGAAACGUCGAUGAAAACUCCCAGACUGGUUCACCUGGAGAUAAACCGUGGCACAGCUGUAUAAUUUGUGCUUAGUAUGCAUUUCCCUGUUUUGUAAAAACAUUGUAUGAGCUACACAGCAACUUUCCACAAACUGAAAUGUGUUUUUUUUUCUUCUGUCCUACCCCACGCCCAGCCUUCAAACUGAAGGAAAGCACUAGUUCAAAUACCAGUGGUAUUUUUUUUUUAUUUAAACAAAACCACAAAAUAUGCUAAAUUCAGCUGUUUUAAAUUCUUUGCAACAUUAGAGACUGAUUUAAUAGCGUCAAAAUGACGAGAUGUAAUUUUGUUUAGUCAGCUUGCGCUUUCAUCCCAUGAUUGUAAUCAAUUACAAUUUUCUUUUGUUGCUUUUGUCCAACUAAUCCAUUCAUGCCAGUUUCAGCCUUUUAAUCAGUAGGUUGUUUUAAACUCAAACUAUAAAUUCCAGACAUGACUCCUCUGUUCAUCUUAGUUACGCUAUACUCAUAAUUACUGCAAUAUACUCAGGAAACAUUAACAGCUACAAUGUUUGUUUGUAUGGGCUUACAAUGCUUAUUUAAAUACACUAUGUAGAAAUUACAAUGUUCUUUGUGUUUUUCCUGCACUAGAUUUAUCUCGAGAGAAAUAAGCUCAAUAAAAGUUCUCACUGGCUAUUUUUCUGGC